Messenger RNA from Lycium ferocissimum, 633 nucleotides. RefSeq lists its product as uncharacterized. Bases 1 to 633 code for a protein of 210 amino acids. The record is from RefSeq and is a predicted model, not a curated record. The transcript is spliced from 2 exons. NCBI's taxonomy places the organism in Eukaryota, Viridiplantae, Streptophyta, Magnoliopsida, Solanales, Solanaceae.
AUGGGCAGUCGAGGUGAUGUCCCACCGAAAAGAAAGGAAUUAGCCUGUGAGCUCCACCAGCUAGCUAGCCUAGGAGUCCGCUUAACGGAUUCGGGCAAUGCAGGAGUUACUGUUCAUAACCCAACUGUUUUAUCCCUAUACAUGAAAGUAAAAAGGCGCCAAUAUGAAGAUCCCAAAUUGAGCUAUUAUAGAGAUACACUUCCCCAAAAGGAGAAGUCACCAUUUGAGAUCUCUGCAGGUGGGAUUCUUAGGUAUCGAAGCAGGCUAUGUGUUCCGGAUGUUGCGAGAUUACGCCGUCAGAUUCUGGAAGAAGCCCAUUACUCUCGUUAUUCCGUUCACCCAGUAGCGAUAAAGAUGUACCAUGAUCUCAAAUUAAUGUAUUGUUGGGAAGAAAUGAAGAGAGAUAUAGCGGAGUUUGUGGCUCAAUAUCCAAAUUGUCAACAAGUAAAAAUUGAGCACCAAAAACCAGCGGGGCUCUUGCAAGCAAUGAAAAUUCCAACCUGGAAACUCACAAAAUCAGCACACUUUCUGCCAGUCAGAUCUACAUAUUCAGUAGAGGACUACGCCAGAUUGUAUCUUAAAGAGAUAGUGAGACUUCAUGGCAUUCCAGUGUCCAUCAUUACUGACAUAUGA